Molecule: messenger RNA, 4397 nt
Organism: Salarias fasciatus (jewelled blenny)
Lineage: Eukaryota; Metazoa; Chordata; Actinopteri; Blenniiformes; Blenniidae
Gene: mrtfbb
Product: myocardin related transcription factor Bb
Exons: 14
Coding region: 139-2925 (928 amino acids)
Biological process (GO): positive regulation of transcription by RNA polymerase II; smooth muscle cell differentiation
Cellular component (GO): nucleus
Molecular function (GO): transcription coactivator activity
Source: RefSeq, a predicted model, not a curated record
UCAUACACACACACACACAUACACACACACACGCUUUCCUCGCUACAGAGUCAGACAGUGAUCGGGCCAGCUGCCUCAGAGCUGGAGCUCUUCCUCCCUCUCCCUGACUCCCACGUUCUCCGCUGGCCUCAUCGCUCCAUGGGACUCCAGACCUGGCCGCCGAGCACAGCAGCACUGCCCCCCAUGGCCUGCCUGGACGUGGAGACCCCCGCCAUCUGCAGGGGAAAAUUCAAAUCAGUCCUCCAGCUCUGUCUGCAGCAGAGGAGAAGUCGAGAGCAGCUUGUGGAGCAGGGCAUCAUGCCACCUCUGAAGAGUCCUGCUGUCUUUCACGAGAAGAUUCGCAACCUGGAAAGAGCCCGGACUGGGAACUUCCUAAAGCACAAACUCUGCAGCAGACCCCAGCGCUCCGAGCUCGUCCGCAUGCACAUCCUAAAAGAGACGCAGGCGGAGCCCUCCCUGCAGGCCACGCAGAUGAAGCUGAAGAGGGCCAGACUGGCUGACGAUCUCAACGAGAAGAUCGCCCAGCGCCCAGGACCCAUGGAGCUGGUGGAGAAGAACAUCCUGCCUGUUGACUCUGCUGCCGAGGACGCGGCCGAUGAGAGUGCUGGGCAGACAGAGAUCUCUAAGACCCCGGAGCGGUCCGAUGUGUACAACUUUGAUGAGGACAGCAGCGAUGCACCUUCAUCGCCGAAUCCCUGCAGCCAUCCGUCUCCCAGCUCUGCCUCGGCCUCGCCACAGCAGUCUGGAGGAAACGACUCCACCUCCUCUAACUCUCCCGCACAGUGUUCCCCAAAACCCAGCCUGCAAUCAACAGUAGAUCUAGUCAAACUUUCCUUUGCCAGCACGCCGCCGUGCACCCAGCCAGCCCCUGUUGCCCCCAGUGUUACACCAGGACCCGUUCUUAUUAAGCAAAGCUUGGCCAAGCUUCCCGCCGACAAAAGCCGCAGCAAGAAGAGCAAAGAGCCCAAGCCGCGGGUGAAAAAACUGAAGUACCAUCAGUACAUUCCCCCGGAUCAGAAGCAGGAGCUGGCUGAAGUGUCCAUGGACUCUGCGUACGCCCGCCUGCUGCAGCAGCAGCAGCAGUUCCUCCAGCUCCAGAUCCUCAGCCAGCAGCAGCAGCAGCAGUACAGCUACCAGGCCAUCCUGCCUACGACGCUCAAACCCACAAGUGAGGUACAAACCAGCUGCUCCGGCGUUGUGCUGAACGGGAGCGCCGCGCUGACGCCGGUGCAGCUCCGCCACGCUCAGGCCGGCCACAAGCCGGACCGCUUACCGGCCAAUCUGGACGACAUGAAGGUGGCUGAGCUGAAAAUGGAGCUGAAGCUCAGAUCUCUGCCUGUUUCUGGGACUAAGACCGAUCUGAUAGAACGAUUGAAAACGUAUCAGGAGAGCUCCGGCAGCCAGACGCCAGCCGCCGUCGGCGCCGAGCCUGCCGUCGUCUCAACGGCUCCACAGUCCGACAGCGUAAAGUUGACUCCCCCCGUGUCCCCCAUCGCCUCCAAAGUGUCCAGCCUUGGCAUAGAGGACAGCGGCACGGCCGACAGUCCGGCGGGGAUGCCAGGGAGUCCGUCCCAUGCCGCAGUGCACGAGGAGAGUCCCGCAGAGACGAAAGCCCACGAGAAGGACUCCGAAAAGGACAAACGUUUGCACGAGAAGGAGCGGCAGAUCGAGGAGCUGAUGAGGAAGCUGGAGCAGGAGCAGAGGCUGGUGGAGGAGCUGAAGAUGCAACUGGAGGUGGAGAAAAGGAUCCAGCAGGGAGACUCCCCGCCUCAGCUCAGCCCGUCGCUUCCCGUGCAGGUCAAAGAGGAAAACCCAGCCCCGGCGAACUGCUCGGUGGCCUGCAGCUCUCCGGCCCCGCCGGGGGUUGUAAAGCAGGAGGAGUCCGCCGAGCAGAGCCAAGCCGUCCUUCCGAAUCAGUUCAUCAUCAGUCACCAGAUCAUCGCGCCGCCCGAGACUCUGCAGCCCGCUCAGGCCGGAGCGCAGAUCCUGCUGCCCGCAUCCCUUCCUGCCUCCGGCGUCACUCUGCAGCUCCCUGCCAAAGGCCUCAAAUUACACACUGCAGUUAGCAGCUCAGCUCCAGGCCUCAUCCAGAACCCUGGACAGGUGCCACAGCAAAUAGAGGCCUCGGCAGCGUUACAAAAGCAAUGCAGCAUUCAAAGCCAGACACUGACAAAGACAUGGAGGAUGGAAGCAGAGGCACAAAACCUGCUCAAUACAUUCCCUCUGAACGGAUACGCUGCGGGAGCCUCCUCGGGCCAACCUGUCCACGCAGAGCCCACGAGCAAGCCUCUCUGUUCCAGCCAAUCCCCUUUGACUGUGCCGCAGCCAAAAUUCACAAACCGUGUGUCAAAGUGUAAGGACCCGCCCCGCUACGAGGACGCAGUCAAACAGACCCGCAGCCUGCUCACAGCUGCACAGGCUCCCACUGCGGCCAGCCAACAGAUGGAUGACCUGUUUGACGUGUUAAUCGAGAGCGGCGAGAUCUCCCCGUUCAUCAGGCAGGAUCCGCCCAGCCUGGACAAGCCUCUCCCUGUCACCGCCAGCGUAACCACCCUUCCCGUGAACACGGCCUUAUCCCGGCCGCCCGCCUUGGUCCAGGUGGCCCAGCCGCCUGCGGCCCUGACCCCGAACUCCCAGCUCAACUCCCUCCUGGACGCGACGAUGGCCGCCGACAGGGAGCCGCACAAACUGAAGCUGAUUGAGGAGCUGCACUCGCCCGCGACCGCCAUGGAGGUGGACUUUAACGAGAACACUCCGGCCUCCCCGCUGAACCUGCACCACGCCGGCAUGGACAGCAUGGACUGGCUGGACCUGACGCUGGCGGUGCCGGCAGAGGGAGGAAACCCGCUGGACGUGUCCGUGCCGGUGGGCGUCUUCUCCUCCGACUUCCUGAACUCUCAUGAACUGCACUUGAACUGGGAGUGAGUGCAGCCCAGGUGAAUCCCUCCACUGGGACCUUUGACAUGUGCUUCAUGUGCUUUUGGAGGUGUGAGCAGUCCAGACCUGCAGUAUUAACCCAGACGUCGUUCUUCAUUUGAAGCUGAUAUUGUAGCAAGGUGACCUGUGCGUGCACGUUGAGAGUUGUGAAUGUAUCUCGGUUUAUAUCUAUGCAAUGAGUUUUGUGUCUAAAGAGAUUUGAAACAUGUAUUUAGAUUUCUGCAUACACAGAUUCGCAUUUGUUUGUCAUAUUAGUGCAAGGAUAAUAGAAUCUGUGUUUGUAAUAUAUUUGUUGUGUGCGCGCUGGGAUUUGUUUGUGCCUCCAAAGGCCUGUAAAUGUCACUGUAUUAACCAAGAGAACACAAAUAUCUGCAGAAAUCUGUAAUGGCAGGAGAUCAAAAUCAACUUAUCCAAACCUUCAGCUGGUUUAGAGGCUCAAAUUAGACAACAUUUACAGGCUCAUGGAGACAUGCACAAAUUCCACCAUGCACUCUGUAAAUACAGGGGAAAAUUGUAUGACACAUUCACAAAUGUAAUGGCACGUUUUAAAAACACACAACUCUCCACAUGCAAGCACGUGUCGUCACUGCUACAGGAGCAUAUCUUCAUCCCUCUGACUGCACGGAGGACCAGAGAACGUGGGGCUGGUACUGGCGCUUUGAGCGAAAGCAGCAGAAGUAGCUGCUAAGAUUUCCAUCUCAAAAUUAUGUCACUGAUUUGUUAUCAGUCUGUUUUCCUCUUAUUGGUUUGCCUUUGUCCUUUGAUCUCAGUGAAUGUAGAGCUCCGCGCUCUGGAAGAAGAGUAAACCAUCCUCGUUCCUGUCUUGGAGUGACUCUCACGACUAAAACAGAGUGUAAACACUCGGCCACAAUGUCUUCCUGCUGUGUGGAUGAAUUGUGAAGCAUAAAUUAGACAUUGAACUCAUCUGGGAGCGAAGUUUCUAAGUCAGAGUGACCCAGCAGCACGAACCCAAGCUGCCUUAGUAUUUAUUACCGAAAACUCUGUAAACACGUUCAUCUCUAAACUAUUUCUUUCUUCUUUUUUUUUUUUUUAGCCUUUUGAGUCUGUAAUGCAUCUCAUUGCACAUGUGGGCACCCUGACACACACACACACACACACACACACACACCCUGAUUCUCACACAUUUCACUGCUUUCCAGUCUAACUAACUGGAUCUUUAAAAUGUUUAAGUAAUUGCAGUUUGAUUUUUACUGUGCAGUUUAUUGAGUUAGUUUCAGACAUGCAAACACAACCUUCACAGUCUAAUAGUCUCAACGCUUCUGAUCAGAUUGUAUUUUACUGACCUCUGCUGGUCGCAUUGGUCGUUUUGACAGUUUCAUAUAAAAUGUAUCAAACUGAGCGCGUGUGUGCUACAGAGCGACCUAAUUGUGCUACUUUAUUGAAUUGUUGGGGAUUCACAGUCUCUGGAAAGUCACAUUUCUCUAUGCUGAAGAAAUUGU